Messenger RNA from Sphaerodactylus townsendi, 1334 nucleotides. RefSeq names its product paired like homeodomain 3 (gene PITX3). NCBI's taxonomy places the organism in Eukaryota, Metazoa, Chordata, Lepidosauria, Squamata, Sphaerodactylidae. The record is from RefSeq and is a predicted model, not a curated record. Gene Ontology annotation, molecular function: RNA polymerase II cis-regulatory region sequence-specific DNA binding; DNA-binding transcription factor activity, RNA polymerase II-specific. Bases 313 to 1179 code for a protein of 288 amino acids. Gene Ontology annotation, cellular component: nucleus. The transcript is spliced from 4 exons. Gene Ontology annotation, biological process: anatomical structure morphogenesis; regulation of transcription by RNA polymerase II.
GCUGGAGGGCCGCUGCCCGGGCGCGCUCCAUAAAGCCAAUGGCCCGCACGCGGAGAACCCACUCGACGGCGGCCUCCUCUACCGCGGCCCAGCUCCCGGGGCGCCCAGCCCAAGCCCGGCGGCUCUUGGUGGCGGCGGGCGGAGGAGGGUUGUCGUGCCGCCCUGGGGCUGCGACCCGGGCUGCCGCUCUCGGCGGGCGGGGAGGCGAGGAAGAGGCGCCGCUGCUGCCGCCGGGGGGCCUGGGCCGUCGGGGCCCCGCGCCGUUGGAGCCGAGCACGUGGGCACUUCCUCCCCAGCGUCCGUCCCAGACUGAUGGAGUUCAGCUUGCUGACUGACUCUGAAGCCCACAGCCCGGCUCUCUCCCUCUCCGAAGCUGGGACUCCUCAACAUGAGCACGCCUGCAAAGGGCAAGAACACAGUGACACGGAAAAGUCUCAGCAGAACCAGACAGAUGACUCCAACCCUGAAGACGGCUCCCUGAAGAAGAAGCAGCGCCGGCAGAGAACUCACUUCACCAGCCAACAGCUCCAGGAACUCGAAGCCACUUUCCAGAGGAACCGUUACCCUGACAUGAGCACUCGAGAGGAGAUCGCAAUCUGGACCAACUUGACGGAAGCCAGAGUCAGGGUUUGGUUUAAGAAUCGCCGAGCCAAAUGGAGGAAGCGAGAAAGAAAUCAACAGGCAGAGCUUUGCAAAAGCAGUUUUGGAGCCCAGUUCAAUGGACUGAUGCAACCUUACGAUGAGAUGUAUAGUGGCUACUCCUACAACAACUGGGCUUCUAAAGGUCUGGCUGCCAGCACACUGUCAGCCAAGAGCUUUCCCUUCUUCAACUCGAUGAAUGUCAGCCCUCUGUCCUCACAACCCAUGUUCUCCACGUCCAGCUCCGUUGGGUCCAUGCCCAUGCCCUCCUCCAUGGUAUCCUCAACAGUGACUGGCAUGCCUGGCUCCAGCCUGAACAGUCUUGGGAGUCCUGGUCUUAGCACCACCAUUUCCUCCAGCACCUGCCCUUACGCUGCCUCCACUACCAGCCCCUACACGUACAGGGACACGUGUAACUCCAGCCUGGCUAGCCUAAGGUUGAAGGCGAAGCAGCAUGCCAACUUCACCUACCCAGCGGUGCAGACAGCUGCCUCCAACCUGAGCCCUUGCCAGUACGCUGCUGUGGAUAGGCCAGUAUGAGGGACCAGACACUGUCCCCUUUGCUUAUCCCAAACAUGGCCUGUAGCCCAAUGACCACACACGGACGGGCACACCAACUUCCAGCAAGAUGUAUUUCGUUAUUAUCAUGUUAUAAACUGUUGACACUCUUUUAGUAAAGUAAAUGCAGUUCUUCA